UCCCUCAUCUGCUUCAUCCCACUCCUCCACCCGCCCACCUCCUUCCUCUCCUACAUGUUGCACUGAUUCUCAUGCAGCGUGAGUUUUUCAUCCAUGACGGAAUCUCUUCAACGUGGACUCGACUCGUGGCUGGAUCGGCACGUCGGGGUCAGGAUGUCGGCGCUCCUCGUGCCGAAGCCGUUUUGUCUUCAGGAGCAGUGAGAAAAAUCCUACCAGGUGACAAAAAAGCUUUUUAUUCUGUGCAGCCUUGAGGAUUAAUGAAGCUUUCCUUCUCUUUUUUUUUUUUUUUUUGAGUUGAUGAAACUUCACACAGACCAAGAAUUCGUGCUUUUUUACUUUAAUUUCUCACAAUAAGUACAGAGCUGCAUCUUCAGUGAACUUUCAGCAGAUCUUUGCUCCUCAGAGCGAGGAGCUCUUCUUAGUAACAAGGUUCAAGCAGCUGCAUGGAAGCAUCUCUGCUGCUUUAACCUAAACAGCUGUCGGCUCGGCGAAGCUGCGGGAAACUGCACGCCGACAAACUUGUUUGCAUCAGAGUGCCUCGUUCUUAGCAACUGACGAGGAUGAGAGACGCUGUGAUGACCUGCCUGUAUUUGACAAGAGUGUUUUUCACCUCGCUGGAGACAAGAGCACGCAGGGAGAACACUGACGGGAGGGGACAGCCGGCGAGGCAAACAGUUUGAAGAAGAGUCGCAGAGCUGAGAGGAGGAGGAGGAGGAGGAGGAGGAGGCAGGAAAGUCAAAACUGCAACAGAUUUGGUCAGAAGCCCAUUUGGUUGUGGAGCGUUGUGUUUUGUCAGAGCCACACGGGGCUAGCAACUCUCUGUAUUUUUUCAUCUCUAACACAUAGACGACACAAGACAAUGGAGCUUCAAAACACCACUUUUGGCAACUCUUCACAAGCUCAUAAUGUUUGGGAGGUAAUCACCAUCGCCACGGUGUCUGCCAUCGUCAGCUUGAUAACUAUAGUUGGAAACGUGCUGGUGAUGCUGUCUUUCAAAGUGAACAGCCAGCUUAAGACUGUAAACAACUACUACCUGCUCAGCUUGGCCUUUGCUGACCUUAUCAUAGGAGUGCUGUCCAUGAAUCUGUACACUACUUAUAUAUUGAUGGGCUACUGGUCCUUGGGGAACCUUGCGUGUGACCUCUGGCUCGCAGUAGAUUAUGUGGCCAGCAACGCUUCAGUUAUGAAUUUACUUGUCAUCAGCUUUGAUAGAUACUUCUCUAUUACAAGGCCUCUGACUUAUAGAGCAAAGAGAACUCCAAGAAGAGCUGCCAUCAUGAUUGGACUGGCCUGGCUGGUGUCCUUUGUCCUCUGGGCCCCGCCCAUUCUGUGCUGGCAGUACUUUGUAGGAGAGAGAACUGUGCCUCUGGACCAGUGUCAAAUCCAGUUCUUAACCGAGCCCGUGAUCACGUUUGGAACGGCCAUCGCCGCCUUCUACAUCCCCGUCUCGGUCAUGACCAUUCUCUACUGCAGGAUCUACAAAGAGACUCAGAAACGGACGAAAGACCUCGCCGAGCUGCAGGGGCUGGCGACAGAAAACGUUCUGGAGGGAUCCAAACCGCAGAAGACCGUCAUCCAUUCCUGUUUUCACUUCACCAGAGAGAGGCGAGACCAGAGUCAGGCCUCGUGGUCCUCGUCCAAUCAAAGCAACGCCACGAAAACGACCGUAAGGUCGGACGAGGCAUGGGUAAAAGCAGACCAGGUCACGUCUUUUAACAGCUACUCGUCAUCAGAGGAAGAGGAGCAUCACGGUUCCACAGACACCCCUGAAGGAUCAUUCAAGGAUCAACACGCUGGACAGAGCGAUAAGAACGGCCAGGCGUCAGAGUACACAGAGGACCAGUACUUUUCCACUCCUCAAAAGAAGAGUCAGAAAAAGUGCAUCUCUUAUAAAUUCAAACCUGGCUCCAAGAACAAAAACAGCAACUCCACAAAUCCAGCAGCUCCUGAGCCAGAGGAGCCCGCCAAAAACACACCUUCCUCCUCCUCUACCUCCAAACCCAUAGACCCGGCCCUGAAGAACCAGAUCACCAAGAGGAAGAGGAUGGURCUGGUGAAAGAGAAGAAAGCGGCUCAGACCCUGAGCGCCAUCCUCCUGGCCUUCAUCCUCACCUGGACGCCGUACAACAUCAUGGUGCUCAUCUCCACGUUCUGCGCAGAGUGCAUCCCCGUGUCCCUGUGGCACCUGGGCUACUGGCUGUGCUACGUCAACAGCACCAUCAACCCCAUGUGCUACGCCCUCUGCAACAAGACCUUCCAGAAGACCUUCCGCAUGCUCCUGCUCUGCCGCUGGAGGACGAGGAGGCGAGGCAAGGACAAGCUGUACUGGGGCGGCCAGAACCCCAACGCCAACAGUAAGGUCAACUGACGCACACCUGUUGGUUCACACCUGGCGGGUGUUUUAUCUUCGGCAUGAUGUGCUGCAUGUGUGUCGAAAACACGCGCCGGCGGGAAACGAGUAGAAUGAGAAAACGUGGCUAAUUAGCUUUAAAGCUAAAGUGUGGUCAGUUCAAGAUGUGUGAACGGACACGCCUCUGACAUACCAAAAACAUCUCCAACUGAAACAUCUGUGUUUGUGUUGUGGUUAGUGCCAAGUUUUACAAGAAAACGUAAAAAAAAGAAAACGAAAAAACUGGAAAUGUUUUUUUGUGUGUGUGUAACAGUCCAUCAGGUGUUUCAGAACUGCUUUUUCAUACAAAACAAAGAAACGUUGGAAUAGUUUUGUUGUUGUAUUGUUCAGUUAUUUAUUUAAAUGUUAAUUUGGAUGUAGAGAAAUUUCAUUUUUCACUGCAAAACCACAACUCAAAAUGUGAAGAUGUUGCUUGAAAUGUAAACAAAAAUCAAAAAAUUGAAUCCAAUGAUUUGUAAAUCUCAUGAAACUUAUAUUUUAUUCAAAGUUUUACCAUUUUUACCAUUAUGAAGCAGCCUGUAAACAAAUGAGGAAA
Molecule: messenger RNA, 2945 nt
Organism: Austrofundulus limnaeus
Lineage: Eukaryota; Metazoa; Chordata; Actinopteri; Cyprinodontiformes; Rivulidae
Gene: chrm5b
Product: cholinergic receptor, muscarinic 5b
Exons: 2
Coding region: 860-2368 (502 amino acids)
Biological process (GO): G protein-coupled receptor signaling pathway, coupled to cyclic nucleotide second messenger; adenylate cyclase-inhibiting G protein-coupled acetylcholine receptor signaling pathway; chemical synaptic transmission
Cellular component (GO): synapse; plasma membrane; dendrite
Molecular function (GO): G protein-coupled serotonin receptor activity; G protein-coupled acetylcholine receptor activity
Source: RefSeq, a predicted model, not a curated record